AUGAGUGUGCCACUCCUGGCAUGGCACGGAGCUCGGCAGGCACAGGCGGAGAAAAUAAGAUCCGGGGUGACGUUUUCACCAAUGAGAUCGACAUAUGUGCAUCAUGCUGAGGAAAAUAGAGAGAAAAAAAACCGUGGUUUUGGUUUCGGCACCUACGGAUGUGCAGGGAAGAUAUCAAGGGCAAAUUUUGUUUCCAGCCAAGCUUUUCGCCUAUUCUUGUCGUGUGACAACGCCUGGCUGGCCACAUGGUUGUUGAGAUCUCAGCCGUUGUUGUUGUUGUAUAUCCUUGAGGCUUGGUUGGGCUGGUUCCUGCGGGUUCCUGCCUAG
This is a messenger RNA of Morchella sextelata, 327 nucleotides long. RefSeq lists its product as uncharacterized. Lineage: Eukaryota; Fungi; Ascomycota; Pezizomycetes; Pezizales; Morchellaceae. The transcript is spliced from 4 exons. The record is from RefSeq and is a predicted model, not a curated record. Bases 1 to 327 code for a protein of 108 amino acids.